AUGAGCGGCAGCAGCGGCAUCAUCCAUCGUCGCGGGUUUUCCUCCUCUUUCAGAAACACCGUCGUCGUCGCGAGGAAGAAAAAGACGCUCGGGAAGAAAUCGACGUCGACGGUGCGCGCGUUCGGAGGAGGAGGAGGAAGAGUAGGAACGGAGAAGAGCACUACCGACAGACCAAUGUCCGAGGUUUUAGAAAAACAGUACCAGAAGUUGAAAGAAAUCCAAGAGAACGCGGGGACAACCCCGAUGGAAAACGAGAACAACGAGAACAACAACACCGCGUGGGACGUCGUCGACGUCGGGAACCGUUUUCUCGAGGAUGCAAAAACGCGAAUUUCGGAAAUGCACGUGCCUACUUUUUUGCCUUCAUCCGCGAACUUUGACGCGUCCCCGAACGAAUUCGUGGAAAGCGCGAAACGGUGGGAAGUAGAGCAGAGCGCGAAGAUAUGGGACGCGGUGGAUGCUUUGAUCGAGCUCGGGAAACGCGCUUUGUUUGGAGGAGAGAAGAUAGAGUUUAGUUAUGCGACGGAGAAAGCGACGAGCGCGGUGAACGCGUUGGCGGAAGUCGCCAGGGCGAACGUGCCAGCCGGGACGGAUUUGACCAAGCUGGACGAGGCGUUGAAAGCAGUGACCUCGUCAACGUCUGAGUAUGCUUUAUACGCCGCGAUGAUUGCUUUCUUCGGCGUUGUUUUACUCGUGCUGAGUAACUCUGCCGAUCCGAAUAAAGGCAUGGACGAGUGGGCGGCGUUGGCGGCGAAGGAAGGCGAAGAGGAGCCGGAGGCGUUGCAAACGUACGAUCCGAAAGUCAUUCGGGAGUACUUUUCGAAACGACCGGUGGUCUUAUUGAAAAGAGCGGUGAAGUCCUUGGCGCUUUUGGGUAAAUUUUCGGUCGGUUUGUGGAUGGAUAAGAAGAUUUACGGGGAAGAGCCGAAGGAGGAGGUGAAGAAUCGAGUGGAUGCGAAACGGGCGGCGCAGUUGAAAGACGUUUUAAUUUCACUUGGGCCGACGUACGUGAAAUUGGGACAAGUGCUCUCCUCGAGACAGGAUUUGAUUCCAAAAGCGUACGUGAAAGAGUUGAGAGAGCUGCAAGAUAACGUGCCGCCGUUUGAUGACGAGCUCGCGAGACGAAUCAUCGAAAAAGAGUUAGGCUCCAACUCGGCGGACAAGACGAGAGUGGUUUUAAAUCAAGGAAAACCAAUCGCGAGCGCGAGUUUAGGCCAAGUAUAUAGAGCAAAUUUAAAGACCGAAGGUGGCGAAAAUAUCGACGUGGCGGUUAAAGUCCAACGACCGGGCGCGUUAGUCGCCAUCUCUUUAGAUAUUGGGAUCAUUCGAUCGUUCGCGGAGCCGUGGAGGAAAUUCAAAGGCUUGAACUCGGAUUUAGAAGGCAUCAUCGACGAGUGGGGAAAAAGGUUCAUCGCCGAACUCGAUUACUUAGCCGAAGCGAGAAACGGGCAGUUGUUCCGCGAAGCGAUGGAAUCGAGACAGGAUUUAGCGAACGUGGUCACCGCGGCGCCGGUGUAUACAUCAGCGACGACUCGAAAAGUGUUGACGACGGGGUGGAUCAACGGUGCUCGAUUGGACGAGUCGAAAGAAGGUGACAUUCCGAAAUUAUGUGCGGUAGCGUUGACAGCGUAUUUAUCAAUGUUGCUGGAUUUAGGUUUCUUACACGCGGAUCCGCACCCGGGAAAUUUGUUCAGACAGAACGACGGGAAGUUAGUCAUUUUAGAUUGGGGGUUGGUCACUCCGGUGUCGAAAGAGUUAUCUGCGUCGAUUUUACAGUUCAUCUCGCACUUAGUCUCGGAAGAUUUCGAAGAGGUACCUUCGGAUCUCGACCGGUUAGGAUUUAUUCCCAGCGGUAAACGAGAAGCCAUGGAAGACGCCGGCGUAGCUAGAGCGAUCGGUUUGCUCUUUUCCGCGUUGGCCAGAGGUGGCGGCGCGAGCGGUUUCCGGUCCGAACUCGGUUUACCGGACGAAGAGAAAUUGAAAGAGGUUCGAAAAGAGUUACGAGGUAUCAAGGAUCCGAAGAAGCGACGGGACGCGUUCAUUGAAAUCUCUGGCGGCGCGGAUUCAAAAGUUGCGAAACUUACGAAAGAUUUAGAAGGCGUCCAGGAAAAGUACGGCAACAUUUUCCAAAUUCCGAGUUAUUUUGGGUACAUUUUGCGUUCGUUUUCCGUGCUCGAAGGCAUCGGGUUAGCCUCGGACCCAGAUUAUUCCAUCGCGAACGAGUGCUACCCGUACGUCGCGCGAAGAUUAUUAACGGAUAAUUCGCCAACGUCUCGUCGAGCUCUUGAACACAUGUUAUAUGGUAAAGAUGGUGCCAAGAGUGGUCGAUUGAGCGUGAAACGAGUCAAACAACUUUCGAAUGCGUUCAGAUCCUACUCUUCGAUAACGGAUAACGAAAAGAUUGGCGAAACGGAGGUAGUCACGAAAGAGGUGGCAGAAAAGAAAGAAGAUGGUGAACGCACUGCUACUGUUUCUGCGCUUCCGAAGGGCGCGAAGCAAAUUUUGGAGCUCGCGCUUUCGCCCGAAGGUGGUCCGGCGCAAGACAUCGCGCUUCGCGAGUUUGGUCGCUUUCUCAUCGCCUCUGCGGCAGGCUCUGUGUCCUCCGUAUUCUCCGCGCCUUUACGAGCGCUCGAAGAAGUCGAGAAAUCCGUGCCAAAAGAAAUCAUGACACCGUUAGCACCGGCGCAUUUGGCAUUGAAAUCGCUUUCCGAUGUCUCUCGAGUGAGUAGCAAAGAUGCAGAGACGUUGGAAAUCGCUCGAGAGUUGACAUCUUUGAUCGCCGAACAAAAUUCUUCCUCCGCGACGACGACGACGACAACGACGACGACGAAACCGGCAAACUCCGAACAAAAGAAAGACGACAGCUCGUCUCAACUGCAAUUCCCACCCGUCUCCCUCUCGCCACCGUCUGAAAACGAUGUAAAAAUUGCCAUGGAACUUCUCGAAAUGGCGCCGAGACUCGCGCCGGGCGCCUCCGCCCUGGCGCUUCGCUUCGCCUCCGCCUUGAGCACCGAAGUCGCCGAGCGAAUCGGUGAAACCUCCUCUUCCUCCAGGAAAAAGUAG
This is a messenger RNA of Bathycoccus prasinos, 3063 nucleotides long. RefSeq lists its product with no specific name. The record is from RefSeq and is a predicted model, not a curated record. The transcript has a single exon. Gene Ontology annotation, biological process: protein phosphorylation. Gene Ontology annotation, molecular function: ATP binding; protein kinase activity. Bases 1 to 3063 code for a protein of 1020 amino acids. Lineage: Eukaryota; Viridiplantae; Chlorophyta; Mamiellophyceae; Mamiellales; Bathycoccaceae.